Messenger RNA from Penaeus vannamei (Pacific white shrimp), 1229 nucleotides. NCBI's taxonomy places the organism in Eukaryota, Metazoa, Arthropoda, Malacostraca, Decapoda, Penaeidae. The record is from RefSeq and is a predicted model, not a curated record.
AUGGCGAGUAAUGGCAUCGGAGGCUCGUUCCCCGCUACACGCCCAACCCACAUACAAACCCUUUACACCCCUACACCCCGCUAUAAGCCCCUCUACCGCUACACACCCGCCUACAAGCCAAAGCCGACACGCAAGCCAAGCUACCAACACGACCCGGUCUACACCCCAGAGCCGGUCUACACCCCAAAGCCGGUCUACACCCCAAAGCCGGUCUACACCCCAGAGCCGGUCUACACUUACCCCAAGCCACUCUACGAGGCCAAGCCGGUCCACAAGCCCGAGGAACCCCUUUACAAGCCAGUCUACAAGGGUGUCAAGCCCAAGACCCUCCACAAGCCGGUCUACAAGCAUGAACCUGAGUACCAUGAUGGACCCUCAGAGUACGACUUCGGAUACGGGGUGACGGACGACUACCACGGCACCCACUUCGGCCACUCCGAGAAGCGCGACGGCUACCGAACCGAAGGCCAGUACUUCGUGGAUCUUCCCGACGGACGCAGGAUGAUCGUCAACUAUUAUUCCGACGAGACCGGCUACCACCCGACCAUCACUUACGAGGGCAAGCCGACCUACCCCGAGCCCAAGCCUGUGUAUAAGCCUGAACCCUUGUACACGGCUAAGCCUGCUGUGUAUAAGCCUGAACCCUCGUACACGGCUAAGCCUGUUGUUUAUAAGCCUGAACCUUCGUACACAGCUAAGCCUGUUGUUUAUAAGCCUGAACCAUCGUACAAGCCGCUUUAUGAACCUACUUACAAGCCUGUUUAUGGACCGACUUACAAGCCCGCCCCUGUUUACAAGCCUUCACAUCGCCAUGGGUCUCUUAGGUUCUAAGAAAGUCACAAAUUAUUUGUCUUUUUAGAUUUAAUAAAGAUAUUUAUCAGAAUUAAAAACAAAGCGCUCGAAUGGAACUUGAAUUUAUCUUCAAUGAUUACUUUUCGGAUGAUUGUGUAAUCAGGAAAAAAAAAAAUAUAUGUCCUAGUCAUUUUCAGACGGAUCUAAUAUUCACAAAUCUAUAAAACACAUAAUCUAAAAAAAAUAAUUUAUAUAUCAGAGUAUAUAUAUAUUUUUAUAUAAGAAUAAUUGUUGACUUGUUGAUCCAUGGUGAAUUGUUCGUGAAGCACUGGAAAUAGAAUUAAUUAACGUGUCAGUGUUUGGUAAAUGGUUCAUUGUAGGUGACACUAACCAACCAAUGUUUAUCAAAGGUUUCUCAAUAAAACGAGGCAAAACUU